CGGGAGUGAAAAGACAAGAGGGAGCGUGCGGCGCUGUGAUUCAGGCCUAAUUAAGGGGCUGCGUCGGCGCAGGGUUAUAAGCGAAGAGCGGCUGCAACCGAUCAUCCAGCCAGUCGGCCACUGCAAGGGUUCAACGCCAGCAACCUAGGCGGGACAGAUGCUGGCUUUGCCUCCGCUAUGGCAAAAGUCAUCUUGAGGCACCUCAUAGAGACUCCAGUGCGAUACGAGGAGCAGUUUGAAGCUCGAGGUUUGGAAGACUGCAGGCUGGAUCACGCUUUAUAUGCACUGCCCGGGCCAACCACCGUGGACCUGGGGAAGGCCGGGGCCGCCCCGGCUCCCCCCGUGGACUCCGCCGCAGAGAUGCCGCCGCAGAGAGGCGAAUCCCGCUUCCAGAUCCUGCUGGACGUGGUCCAGUUCCUCCCCGAAGAUAUCAUCAUUCAGACCUUCGAAGGCUGGCUGCUGAUCAAGGCUCAACAUGGAACCAGAAUGGACGAGCAUGGCUUUAUCUCGAGAAGCUUCACCCGGCAGUAUAAACUGCCCGACGGCAUCGAAACCAAAGAUUUGUCUGCCAUCCUCUGUCACGACGGGAUUCUGGUGGUGGAAGUCAAGGAUCCAGCUGGGACCCAGUGAAAUCCCACUGCUUCCUGUUCAUACGGCAGGAGGAAGAUUCUAAUUCAGCCUGUGGUAUCACGAGAAUGUUUGUCUGAGCCACGUUUGAAGUGAUUUUUAUGAAGAUUAAAAAUCUAGGCAUGGUUCUGGUAUGUUGACGUUGUCUUUGUUAUUAUUACUCAGAAAGGAAAAUUGUUAAAUUUGUACCUAGGGCUCAAAUUGAUGCUAUUCUUACAUCGGAAGCAUUGACAAUUUAGGCGAUUGAUACUAGAGAGGAACUCAGUUAUUUCUUUGUUACUCCAGCAGUGCCAGAGAAGCUGCAUUUGUAACAACUGAUGGCAGAAGAACCACACAAAUCCCAGAAAUUCUUAUUCAUUUUAUGAAAACUUUUUAUAUUGAGAAAAAGGGUUGUGAUCCCCUACGCUUCAUAAGCUUUACUUUUCAGUGUUUUAUUACAGUGGAACUUUGUAAACACAGAGUCUACAUGUUAAAAUAUAGUACUUGGAUAUUGGGUCUGAAAUACAUUUAUGAGUCACUGUAUUUGUUACUGCUUGAAACUUACGUUGGGAUUUUCAGAUGUAAGUCUUAUUUUUCAAAAGUUCCACAUACGUAUCUCAUUUUUUUUUCCACUAAACUGAAUCUUAUCUGUAGUGUUUUUUAAAAGCACAGCAUAUGUUUUGUUACUUAUGAAAUAAUAAGAUGUAUUAACUCAUAAAUUAAGUUUAGGAAACCACUUUAAAAAUUAAAAAAUUAAACUAUGCUCUUCAAAUGUUACUUAAAAUUUAAGACUUUGGAAGAUGGCAAAAUGUACUGCAUCUGUUCUCACUGCAUAAUCCUUAGCUUUAAAUAGCCUGGCAGGCAGGGUAAGUUCUGAGGCUCGAGCUUACAGGGGCGGGCGUCUGAGUUUAUACAGCACACAGGCUGCUUUGGCCCAGGGAGCAGCUGGGACUGGUGGUUAGGAAUAUUGCCUUCAACAGCUGGUCUAUGACAUUGCAAAGGUUUGCCAUCUCAUUCUGUACAUAUUAAAUAUUUCUUUUGGGAAAGUAACUGCUUCUACCCCAUACCCCAUGUGAGGCUGAGGACAACACAAUGAAUAGAAGAGGAAUUUGGGUGUGGAAAACACCAGGGUAGAUACUUGACUGCUGACAAUACCACUGUGCUCCUCUGUGGCAUUUUAUUCAUAAUUCACAGGCAAGCACGAGAGACAGGAGACAACAGAAAAAUAAAUUGGACAGUUAUACAAAUGGUUUCGAAGACAAAGAGAGAUUUUUGUUUACAGUAUGAUUAAAUUGAAAGGAUUUUGAAGCUAGAUGUUUGUGUGAGUUCGUGGCCUAGGUAUGGAUGUUUGUGCCUUCAACUCUAGGCUAACAAAUUUCGUUCGACAAAGUGAGUAUCACAGACCAAUUCUGCUGUAUAACAAAGUUAACAGUAAUUACUAGGAUUAUAUCUACUAAUGUGACUAGAACUGGGAUACCAUUUGUCCAACUUUAGAUUAUUCUUUCCCACUGCUGAGCAGAACAGUGUGACAACAAACUAGUGCUUUGAGAAACAAACACAAAACCCCUCUCAUUUGGCCUUGAUCUUACUCUAGAUGAGGUCUUACUUCUGAGAAAUUUCAGAAAGUAAAAUUCUUACCAUGAGGAGCCACGGAUAGAAAUAGUUCCUUUAAAAGUUAAACAUUUUAAAGUAAUACACAGCCACUUUUUUUGAUUUGGAAAAUAUACCAAACAGUAUAAAAAAAUCCAUUUAUUAUUCUUCUACUACCAUAAUAUAGCUACUUUAAAAUUCUACUUCAGUCUUCUCUUAUACAUAAAUACAUGUACCAGUUUUUGGAAAACUAGGAUUAUAUUUGCAAGGUGUUUGAUAUCCUAAUCAUACUGUUGCCCUCCCUUCCAACCCAGACCCAUCCUCUGCCUUUCUCACCCCUACUCUGAGCCCAAGUUGCUGACCCCUAUGGGCCAUGUCAUUCUGGUUUCCAACUAGGUUCAGCCAACAGGAGGCACUGACUACAGACCAGAGACUGGAGAGAGGAGACGGGCGGUCAGUGGGGAAGAGAGAUCAGGACAUCUCUUUCCCCAGCUGCCAACCUGCUGCAGACAAGGCUCUGCCAGGACCUGCAUCUCCCCAGGACUGGAGCUCUGGAGAGAUGGCCGCUCCUCCAGGACUUGCACUUGUACUGGGUGCCUGCAUUCUAGCCUUGUUUCUUCCUUUUGCCCCUUCAGCACUUGGGGUGGUGAUCUUUUCUGCUCUUUCUUGUUCCUGGUGCUUCACUAUCCACUGUCGACUCCCUUUAUUUUGCCUGCUCUCCCAUAAAUGAUUCCUUCACUAAAGUCCCUUUCAGGUGAUAAAAGGAAUUUUCAUAUAUUGAGGUAUGGGGAAAUCAUUCUGGCUUAUACAUGAGUUAACUUGAAUUUUAACUGCCAGCUAAAACAGCCUGUUUGUGGCCUAUCAAACAUACACUGUACAUUUGCUUUCAUUAUUAAAGAAAAGGGCACACUGACCAGGAAUAAAGAAUACCCAUGUUAGUGGAAGGAACCUAAAGGCCCAUCGAUGGAUGACUGG
Messenger RNA from Vicugna pacos (alpaca), 3171 nucleotides. Lineage: Eukaryota; Metazoa; Chordata; Mammalia; Artiodactyla; Camelidae. The record is from RefSeq and is a predicted model, not a curated record.